CAAUACACAUUUUAGCGUCUCUAAUGUUUUUACAAAAAUAUACGGCAUGUAUGUAGUCAAGUGUACAUUGUAAGCUCUCACUAUUGAAAUGGAAUGUCAAUUAUUCGCUUGUUUGCUCAAAUCUAUUAAUCUUUUGAAUUAAAAGUGUCGUAAAAUUUUUGCUGAUAUUUCCCUAAUGUUAUGGACCGAUAUACGAUUAGGUGCGACAAGUUACUGGUGCUCUGGCGAACCUGCAAACUGUCUACAACUGUGGAACAAUCCGCAGAUAAUAGAGACUAAAUCAUUUUCGACCGAACACAAGUGAGUAGCUGUGGUUUACGAAUGUUAGAUUAGCCCCCAACUCAAACAGUCGUAGCAAUUAAUUAAUUUUCCACAUAUUAAACCACGCUAGUUUAAAGCAUUUACAUAUGUGGAUUACUUUGGAAGAAAACCAACAGUUGCUAAGGUGCAAACCAGGGAAAUGUUCUCGGACGUAACUCGAACAUAUUUAGAUGAGAACAGCUUGUCCCAUACAUUUAUGGGAAAAGUUAAUCACUGAACGGCUAACUAUGUACUUGAGAGAUUCGCAGAUAAAAUUGUUUAUUAAGAAAAUAACUGUGAGACGAAUCGUAAAAAAAAGAUGAACAUACCCAAUAUUAAGGAUAAGUAUUACAUUACGUAUGGUAUAUUUUACUUGCUGGGGAUACUCACGUUCAUCCCCAACUAUUUCCUUAUCAAUGCCAACCGAUACUGGAUGUUUAAGUUUCGGUUCAUGGGGUCCCAAACCGAACCAGAAGAUCCCAACAUAGGCCCAGGCCCUCCAAAAGAACGCAAUGUGUUGCAGGCUAGUUUUCCAGCGUGUUACUACAUAGUGUCGCAAUUAUCGGUGAUUAUUUUCAUUUUACUAACGGCAGCUUUUUCCAAGACGUUGCCGCCGCCAGACAAGCGAAUAUCAGCCGCUUUACUAUGCACUUUAGUCUUCUACGUGGUUAACGUGAUUUUCUGCAAUUUAGUCACCGACUCCUUUCAAGGGGUGUUUUUCUUCCUUGUCAUGUGCAUAGCAUGUUUCCUGGGGGUGUCGAGUGCAGUGAUCCUGGUAAGUCUGUUUGAGAUGGUAAGAAAAUUCCCGGUUCAAUACUACAGCGCAAUCCUGACUGGCCAGGCACUAUGUGGGGUUGUUUCAGCCCUGAUCCAAAUUCUCACGAUUAGUGUGACCGAUGUGCCCGUUUAUGGCGGAUUUAUAUUUUUUGGAAUCGGUACUUUGCUGGUAUUAGUCACAAUAGCGGUUUACUGGUACUCGAAACGGAAUUCUCAAUACUUUAUCUACAAUGUGGGCAACGAUCCCAACGUGGAAGUAACGUUCGCUCACCGAAAGUUCUUUCCGAGAAUAUGGAGCAUUAUUCGAGCCUCAUCUACAUCUACAAAGAUGUGCGUCAGCUCGUUGAUCAUCGUUGUGGGAACGACUGCCAUCGUGUAUCCGGGUUUUAUGUCCCUAGUGGUAUCGCAAGAGACAACCGGAAAAGGGGGCGACCCUUGGGCUGAAAUGUACUUUGUUCCUGUGAUAACAUUCCUAAUUGCCAGUCUGUGUGAUUUAUGCGGCCGUGUGCUGGCCGGCAAAGUCAGACAGCCGGAUAACCAGCUGCUUAUUCUGGCGAUAGCAGUGGCUAGAAUGUCCUUUUUGCCGCUGUUCCUCUUUUCGAACGCCCUACCCAGAGUGAAUCUGCCAGUUCUGUUCUUCGACGUGCCCUACAUUUUGUUCAUCAUCAUCUUUUCCUUCUCCAACGGCUACCUGAUCAGCUUAUGCGUUACGCUGGUUCCCACAACGGUGCAUACAGAGGAGGAGAAAAGUUCAGUCACCAUAAUGAUUGUGAUAUCCGCAGUGCUAGCAGGAGCCGUUUGCUCGUUCUUAAGUUUACUGUUCAUAUAUGCGAUUUAAGGAGUCUCAAAGUAUUACUAUAGUUAUUUCAUCGUUAAAUUGUAGCUACAAACAUUACGCGUCGUUCACCGACUUCUGGACAGUGUGUAUAGUGUAUAGUCCCGCUUGUCUUAGUUUAAAAGGAAGAAUCUGGAAAUACAGCGGGGUGUCCACCAGUCGACAAGUGCCCCACGCUGAUAAAACUUGAACAUUUUGAAUAAAUCAACUUUCCGCAAAACAA
Dendroctonus ponderosae (mountain pine beetle) is the source of this 2135-nucleotide messenger RNA. Its product is annotated as equilibrative nucleoside transporter 3. The coding region runs from base 620 to 1915 and encodes 431 amino acids. Gene Ontology annotation, molecular function: nucleoside transmembrane transporter activity. Gene Ontology annotation, cellular component: plasma membrane. Gene Ontology annotation, biological process: nucleoside transmembrane transport. The record is from RefSeq and is a predicted model, not a curated record. NCBI's taxonomy places the organism in Eukaryota, Metazoa, Arthropoda, Insecta, Coleoptera, Curculionidae. The transcript is spliced from 10 exons.